Messenger RNA from Anguilla rostrata (American eel), 5924 nucleotides. RefSeq names its product pyruvate carboxylase, mitochondrial-like. NCBI's taxonomy places the organism in Eukaryota, Metazoa, Chordata, Actinopteri, Anguilliformes, Anguillidae. Gene Ontology annotation, cellular component: cytoplasm. Gene Ontology annotation, biological process: gluconeogenesis; pyruvate metabolic process. Bases 16 to 3636 code for a protein of 1206 amino acids. The record is from RefSeq and is a predicted model, not a curated record. The transcript is spliced from 21 exons. Gene Ontology annotation, molecular function: ATP binding; pyruvate carboxylase activity; metal ion binding.
GAAGGGAACUUCCUGAUGCACCAGCUACCAUGUCUCUUGUCCUCAGAUAGCUGCAGUCAGAUACUCCAAAGUUUUCAGAUGCUGCAGGUGGGCGUGAUGCGUUUGGGCCUGGGUGCGUUGGUGGUUCGGAGAGCUCACUGCCUGUCCCGUGCAGUUCAUACCUCCACCCAGAAGGUGGAGUACAAGCCCAUCAAGAAGGUCAUGGUGGCCAACAGAGGUGAGAUUGCGAUCCGGGUUUUCCGGGCCUGCACGGAGCUGGGGAUCCGCACGGUGGCGGUGUACUCUGAGCAGGACACCGGGCAGAUGCACCGGCAGAAGGCGGACGAGGCCUACCUGAUCGGCAAGGGCCUGCCGCCCGUCGCGGCCUACCUGCACAUACCUGACAUCAUCAAAGUGGCCAAGGCGAACGACGUGGACGCCAUACACCCGGGGUACGGCUUCCUGUCUGAGCGGGCGGACUUCGCCCAGGCGUGCGUGGACGCCGGCGUGCGCUUCAUCGGCCCCACCCCCGAGAUCGUGAGGAAGAUGGGAGACAAGGUGGAGGCGCGCGCCAUCGCCAUCGAAGCGGGGGUGCCGGUGGUGCCCGGGACGAAUGCCCCAAUCUCCUCCCUGUCCGAUGCCAAGGAGUUCUCCAACACCUACGGCUUCCCCAUCAUCUUCAAGGCCGCGUACGGCGGGGGUGGGCGGGGCAUGAGGGUCGUCAAGGGGUAUGAGGAGCUGGAGGAGAAUUAUCAGAGAGCGUAUUCUGAGGCUCUGGCUGCGUUUGGGAAUGGCGCCCUGUUUGUAGAGAAAUUCAUUGAGAAACCCCGACACAUUGAGGUGCAGAUUCUGGGUGAUAAGUACGGGAACGUGAUUCACCUGUACGAGCGGGACUGCUCCAUCCAGAGGAGGCACCAGAAGGUGGUGGAGAUCGCCCCCGCUGCUCAGCUGGACCCCCACCUCCGAGACAGACUGACUGCCGACUCUGUGAACCUGGCCCGACAUGUGGGCUAUGAGAACGCUGGCACGGUGGAGUUCCUGGUGGACAAACACGGGAAGCACUACUUCAUCGAGGUGAAUUCCCGUCUGCAGGUGGAACACACGGUGACGGAGGAGAUCACUGAUGUGGACCUGGUGCACGCGCAGCUGCAUGUGUGUGAGGGGCGGAGCCUGGCGGAAUUGGGGCUCCGGCAGGAUAAUAUCCGCAUCAACGGCUGCGCCAUCCAAUGCCGCGUUACCACCGAGGACCCCGCCCGCGGCUUCCAGCCCGACACCGGCCGCCUGGAGGUGUUCCGGAGCGGUGAGGGGAUGGGGAUCAGGUUGGACAGUGCCUCGGCCUUCCAGGGCGCUGUGAUCUCUCCGCACUACGACUCCCUCCUGGUCAAGGUCAUCUCCUCCGGCAAGGACCUGCCCACCGCCGCUGCCAAGAUGAACCGCGCCCUCGCAGAGUUCCGCGUGCGCGGCGUCAAGACAAAUAUCCCCUUCCUGCAGAACGUGCUGAGUAAUGACCAGUUCCUCUACGGGACGGUGGACACCCAGUUCAUCGAUGAGAACCAGGACCUCUUCAUCCUGAAGCCGGUCCAGAACCGAGCCCAGAGGCUGCUGCACUACCUGGGUCAUGUGAUGGUGAACGGUCCUACCACUCCCAUCCCGGUGAAAGCCAAGCCCUCCUCCAUCGACCCUGUGAUUCCCCCUGUGCCUCUGGGUGAGCCUCCGGUUGGUUUCCGGGAUGUGUUGCUAAGGGAGGGUCCGGAGGGGUUCGCCAAGGCCGUGCGUCGCCAUGACGGCCUCCUGCUGAUGGACACCACGUUUCGGGACGCCCACCAGUCCCUGCUGGCCACCCGCGUGCGCACCCACGACCUGAAAAACAUCGCCCCCUUCGUCGCACACAACUUCAGCAACCUGUUCAGCGUGGAGAACUGGGGGGGCGCUACGUUUGACGUGGCGAUGCGCUUCCUGUGCGAGUGCCCGUGGCGGCGGCUGCAGGAGCUGCGGGCGCUGCUGCCCAACGUGCCCUUCCAGAUGCUUCUGCGCGGCGCCAACGCCGUGGGCUACACCAACUACCCCGACAACGCCGUCUUCAAGUUCUGCGAGGUGGCUCGGGAGAACGGCAUGGACAUCUUCCGGGUCUUUGACUCGCUGAACUACCUUCCCAACAUGCUCCUGGGCAUGGAGGCGGCGGGCGCGGCCGGGGGCGUGGUCGAGGCGGCCAUUUCCUACACCGGCGACGUGUCGGACCCCAUGCGGCAGAAAUACUCGCUGCAGUACUACCUGGAGCUGGCCGAUGAGCUGGUCAAGGCCGGAGCACCCAUCCAUAUCUGUCUCCCCCCCCCCUCUCAGGACAUGGCGGGGCUGUUGAAGCCAGAGGCAAGCCGGCUGUUGAUUGGUUCCCUGCGGGACCGCUUCCCGGACAUGCCGAUCCACGUGCACACGCACGACACGGCGGGUGCGGGCGUGGCGGCCAUGUUGGCGUGCGCGGAGGCCGGGGCGGACAUCGUGGACGUGGCGGUGGACUCCAUGGCGGGAAUGACCUCCCAGCCCAGCAUGGGAGCCAUCGUGGCCUGCACCAAGGGCACCAAACUCAACACGGGCAUCGCCCUGGAGAAGGUGUUUGACUACAGCGAGUACUGGGAGGUGACCCGCGGCCUGUACGCCCCCUUCGACUGCACGGCCACCAUGAAGUCCGGCAACGCGGACGUGUACGAGAACGAGAUCCCGGGGGGACAGUACACCAACCUGCACUUCCAGGCGCACAGCAUGGGGCUGGGGCACAAGUUUAAGGAGGUGAAGAAGGCCUACACUGAGGCCAACAAGCUGCUGGGAGACCUGAUCAAGGUGACCCCCUCCUCUAAGAUCGUGGGUGACUUGGCGCAGUUCAUGGUGCAGAACUCCCUGACGCGGGCGGAGGUGGAGGAGCGGGCGGACGAGCUGUCCUUCCCGCUCUCUGUGGUGGAGUUCCUGCAGGGCCACAUCGGCAUCCCCCACGGGGGCUUCCCCGAGCCCUUCAGGUCAAAGGUGCUGAAGUCCAUGCCCCGCGUGGAGGGCCGCCCCGGGGCCUCCCUGCCCGCCAUGGACUUCCAGGCCCUGGAGAAGCAGCUGCGAGAGACGCACGGUGAUGACAUCACGCCGGAGGAUGUGAUGUCAGCGGCCAUGUACCCGAAGGUGUUCCAGGAGUUUAAAGAGUUCACCAACACCUUCGGCCCGGUGGACUGCCUCCACACCCGCCUCUUCCUGGACGGGCCCAAAAUCGCGGAGGAGUUUGAGGUGGAGCUGGAGCGGGGGAAGAUUCUGCACAUAAAAGCGCUGGCCCUGGGGGACCUGAACAAGGCGGGGCAGAGGGAGGUGUUCUUCGAGCUCAACGGCCAGCUCAGAUCAGUGCUGGUCAAAGACACCGUGGCCAUGAAGGAGAUGCACUUCCACCCGAAGGCGCUGAAGGAUGUGCGGGGUCAGGUGGGGGCGCCGAUGCCGGGGAAGGUGGUGGAGGUGCGGGUGAAGGAGGGGCAGCGGGUGGAGAAGGGGCAGCCGCUCUGCGUGCUGAGUGCCAUGAAGAUGGAGACCGUGGUCAACUCGCCCCUCUCCGGCUCCGUCACCAAGAUCUACGUCACCCCCGACUCCAGCCUGGAGGGGGACGACCUCAUCCUGGAGAUCACCGAGUAGGGGGCGGGGCCACUGGCUCGGGCAGGGCGGGGCAUGUGCACAGGUGGCCACACCCCUCUGUGGAUCAACAAGUCUUAACAGUGGCACCCCCUGCCCUCCCUCCCCCCCCCCCCUCCCCCCUCCCUGGAUUCAGAGAGACGGGAGAGGAAGCGAUGGAGAGAUUUAUUUUCUGAUUAAUGACUUUUUUUUUUUUUUGAUUAAUAGUGAAUGAGCGUGUAAUUAGCGGGUCUGAGGGGAUUAGCGUAGGAAGCCGCUCUCCUAAUUACCGCCGCCACAGCGAGCUCCUCUGGACGGCGCGCAAAGCUGCUUCCUGUCCGCCAUUUCCUGUCGCCCGAGCGCGACCGCGUUCGCGGGUGAGAGUCGCCCGGCUUUUCACGCGAAGCUGUUGCACUUACCGCGUUUCGAACGUAAUCUCCAGAAAAACUAACCGUAACAAUCACGUGUAUCCGUCACUUUAGCGGUGUAGAGCAGCGGCCAUGUCCGUCUCCUUCGUGUCGUCGUUUAAAAAUAGAUUAAGCAAUAAAUAGCCGUGUUGAUCGCUAUUUUUACCGUCUUUGUGUACUCUGAUCAUGCGUAAUGCCAUUAAGUGCUGGAACGUCACCGUGGUAACGCUGGAUGCAGUGGCUGUGGGACUGAGAUGAUGAGCACAAUUAGUGUCCCUCCCUCUCUCCAUCCUUCCCUCUCUCUAUCUCUCCCUCUUUCAAUCCUUCUCUCUGUCCAACCUUCAUUCUCUCUAUCCCUCACGCUCUCCAUCCUUCCUUCUCUCCGUCCUUCACUCUGUCCAUCUAUCCCUCUCUCCAUCCUUCCCUCUCUCCCUCCCUUUCAAUCCUUCUUUCUCUCUCUCUCUCCUUUACUCUGUCCAUCCUUCCCUUAGUCUCAUUCCCUCCCUCAAGAUGGAUUGUUCAAGCAAAAGAUUCCUGCAUUCAUAUUUCUACACACGCACAUACUCACAUGGGGACAUACGUAUACACACAGACCCACGCGCACGCACACACACUCACACACACACACACCCUGCUCUGCGCCCACACACACUUUAUCUUUUACCUGUAUUUGUGUCUUUUUUUCUGCGUAAUGUGGAAGGUUUGGGGAGUUUAUUUGCCCUCACUCUGCAUGAUAUUCCUGUCUCACUCUUUACUACCACGCCUGUUUCUUCUUUGUUUAAGCAGUUUCCUGUCUUAACUAACAAACCGUAAGUGUGACAUUAUUCCUUAAAGCGCUAGUGUUUAGUUAAAAACUACUUUUUUUUUUACUUCGAACCUGGGGUUUUACACUGUGGCACUUGCAUUACACAAACCUACAUAUUAAAGCACAUGUUUAUGUGUCUACAUGCACAAGCCCACUUACGCGCUACAUCAGGGCAGACUUGCUCAGCAGCUCUGCAGUCCUGAUCCACUGUCACUGCUACACAUGCACUAUUUAAGGGGAGGGGGUGAGGACCAUGCAUUCCCUUUUCAGUCAGAUUUUAAUUUUUUUAAGAAUGCAGACAUCAGAUUUGUACGAACGUGUGUGCGUCCGUCCGUGUGUGUCCGUGCGCGCGUACAUCCGUCCGUUUGUGUGUGUGUGUGUGUGUGUGUGUGGAGGUUUCAAAGGCACAAGGAUUUCACUGCCACUUCUGGACUGUUCUGAACAUUCUGUUUACAGUAGCUCCAGGGUUCUAGAACAUUGAGAGAGUGAGUGUUCCGUUCAUUAAUUGUGAGGUUUUCAGAAUCUUUUUUUUUUUUUUUUCCCCCAGACUUCCAGAAAUACCCCCAAACUAAGUAGAACAUCCAACCUGUAGAUUUAUUUUGUUUUUUUAUUGUUGGCCCUGAGUAUGCUUUGACGUCUGUAGGGCCCCCUGGUGGGGUAUUCAUAAUUAGAUAAAACACCAUCAGGACUUACAGGAAGGACGUGGGAGGGUAGUGGAGAUUUGGUAAACUGAGUACUAACGCUGUUUAUUUUCCAUUAAAUUAACUGGAUGCAGUCCUUUCCAAUGGCUCUUGUUGUUGCAGUGUUAAUGGUGAACUGAGGUAAAACAGGGUAAAUGUGUUUGAUAUGAAGAGGCACACAGACCUGAUGAAGUCGCUCUGAAACCAGCGAAGUCGGUCUGCCAGGUUUCGCACCCGGGUCACAUGACUGCUACGGAUCAAUUUAGGGAGUCGGUUAUUAGAACAGGAAGCAAACCAGGAUACUUCUGCCAUCUCAUCGUUUCAUUGCUGCUUUUUUUCCCGUGAUGAUGCGAAUGGUCUGCGGUGUCACCUGUUGAGCUGUGUUCUGUCCGUAUACAAAAAAUAAAUAAAUAUAUGAAA